Brienomyrus brachyistius is the source of this 1650-nucleotide messenger RNA. RefSeq names its product gap junction protein alpha 9a (gene gja9a). The transcript has a single exon. The record is from RefSeq and is a predicted model, not a curated record. Gene Ontology annotation, biological process: cell communication. Gene Ontology annotation, cellular component: connexin complex. Bases 4 to 1464 code for a protein of 486 amino acids. NCBI's taxonomy places the organism in Eukaryota, Metazoa, Chordata, Actinopteri, Osteoglossiformes, Mormyridae.
AAUAUGGGCGACUGGAACUUCCUGGGAGGCAUCCUGGAGGAGGUGCACAUCCACUCCACCGUAGUGGGGAAAAUCUGGCUGACUAUCCUGUUCAUCUUCCGCAUGCUAGUACUAGGCGUGGCCGCGGAGGACGUCUGGAACGAUGAGCAGUCCGACUUCAUCUGCAACACGGAGCAGCCGGGCUGCCGUAAUGUCUGCUACGACUACGCCUUCCCCAUCUCGCUCAUCCGCUACUGGGUACUGCAGGUCAUUUUUGUGUCCUCACCGUCGCUGGUGUACAUGGGGCACGCCCUGUACCGGCUCCGCGCUCUGGAGAAGCAGCGGCAGCGCAGGAAGGUGACUCUCCGCCGGGAGCUGGAGGCCACAGACGCCGAUGUGGCGGAGACCCGCCGCCGACUGGAGCGCGAGCUGCGGCAGCUGGAGCAGAGCAAACCGAACAAGGCUCCCCUGCAGGGGGCGCUGCUCCACACAUAUGUGGCGCACAUCAUCACACGCUCUGCCGUGGAGGUGGCCUUCAUGGCCGGACAGUAUCUUCUCUAUGGCCUUCAGCUGAACCCGCUCUUCAAGUGCGAGCGCGAGCCCUGCCCCAACACGGUGGACUGCUUCAUCUCCCGCCCCACCGAGAAGUCCGUCUUCAUGAUGUUCAUGCAGGGCAUAGCCGGUGUCUCGCUCUUCCUGAGCAUCCUGGAGGUAGUGCACCUGGGCUUCAAAACGCUGAAGAAGGGCAUCCUGGGAUACUACCCGCACCUGAAGGAUGAACUGGAGGAUUGCUACCUCAGUAAGUCGAAGAAGAACUCGCGGGUGAGCCAGGGCACCGCGACGGAGAACAAGGCCGCCGCCCUGCUGGCCUCCGGAGGUUAUGGCCUUCAGCCUGAAAAGCAGGCUGAAAGCCAGCUGUACCCCACGUUUAGCACCCCGUCCCCAGACUCCACUGGGGAGCCGGGUGCCAGGGGAACCGAGGAUGCUGAGGAGGAUCCUCCCAGCCCCACGGGGUACAAAAAAAACUUCAACACCAGCAGUGAUACCCACUCACCGCCAGCUGACUUCACGAUCCCACCCCAGCAGGAGAAGCAUGAGGGCCACCUGUACCCGACCCUACCGGGGGACACGUUCCAUGCUUUGUCCUGCCCCACCCUGGUGGUGGGUGGGGUGAGGAGGCCACGGCGGGUCAGUGCACCCUGGCACUGUUUCACGGUGGAGGAGGCUAAUGGAUCUGAUGCAGACACCCGGAACGGUGAGGGGGGCGUGGCGAAGGCCUGUUUCCCAGGUGGCCGGAUCCACACCGCUUCCAAAUCGGACCCCACCCACUCAACCUGGCCUAAGAGCCCAGACUUGACCCAAGAGUCCGGCUCCGACUCCGACCAGAACCGCAGUGGAGGUGGCCCGUCAGUGGUUUCGCCUGACCGCCGCAUGUCAUUAGCGAGCAUCAGCGGAAGGCGAGCAGCCACAGACCUGCAGGUUUAGAUCUGAGCAUCAGAGCCUUCUGGGGCCCAUCCCUCAGCAGCAUAGCAAACCUUCAACGGCCACCAGUCGAAGGCUCUGAGGCCUGGGGUCUGGGGCUGUCGGAAUGCCCUGGAGCACGCGAAUCCCACACGCACUUCAAUUCCCAAAUUCUGGACCCGGCUCCCUUCUACAACAGUCUGAGGACCA